Molecule: messenger RNA, 3377 nt
Organism: Esox lucius (northern pike)
Lineage: Eukaryota; Metazoa; Chordata; Actinopteri; Esociformes; Esocidae
Gene: nek11
Product: NIMA-related kinase 11
Exons: 17
Coding region: 285-2126 (613 amino acids)
Biological process (GO): protein phosphorylation
Molecular function (GO): ATP binding; protein kinase activity
Source: RefSeq, a predicted model, not a curated record
GUGUCUGCAUACCUGUAGGAACUAGACCGUCGCCCAUGCUUUCAACAUUUGUUAAAUUCAAUCACGUUAUCAAUCUCAACCAUUAUCAACAACGCCUUCUCGAAACAUCUUUCCGCAGCCAUGCACUGUGUUAUUACGUUCUGGGGACAUUGGAGCAAUUAGUGGAAGACAAUGGUAUACAAUUCGAGAAAGGAGGAUUCAUAUUACCAUAGGAACACGAAUAAACACGGAAGUAAAUCGAGUGAUGGGUGUUUUGGACUGCAAACAGCUACAUGUAAAACAAGAUGCCCAGGUUUGAGGAGCUAGCAGCCCAUUCAUCAUGCCACUUACUGUCGCCCUCCACCUCUGUAUCCCCGGACCUCGGCAGCCUGGUUGCCAAGCGAUACAGUGUCCUACAGAGAUUGGGCAGGGGCAGUUUUGGCAAUAUUUACCUCGUGCACGACAUCAGAUCAAGUGACAAGGAGAAACUUAAAGUGCUGAAGGAGAUCCCUUUGGGUGACCUACAUCCCAAUGAGACCGUCCAGGCAUCCCAGGAGGCUCAGCUCCUGUCCCAGCUCAAUCACCCAGCCAUCCUCACCUUCUACAGCAGCUUCCUGCAUAGAGAUUCCUUCUGCAUCAUCACUGAGUACUGCGAGGACAGGGACUUGGACUUGAAGCUGGAGGAAGUGAGAAAGGCGGGCCAGAACUUGCCUGAGAAGCAGAUUGCUGAUUGGCUGAUCCAGCUGCUGCUUGGACUACACUACAUGCACGAAAGGCUUAUCCUUCACAGAGAUCUGAAGGCCAAAAACAUCUUUCUAAAAAGGAACAUUCUUAAAAUUGGUGAUUUUGGGGUAUCCUGUCUGCUGAUGGGUUCAUGUGACCUGGCCACCACCUUCACAGGCACGCCAUAUUACAUGAGCCCAGAAGUGCUGAACCACCAGGGUUAUGACUCCAAGUCUGAUAUCUGGGCCUUAGGCUGUGUCCUGUAUGAGAUGUGUUGCCUGUCACAUCCCUUUGAAGGACACACCUUCCUGUCAGUUGUGAUGAAGGUUGUGGAGGGGGAGACCCCCAGACUGCCAUCCAGUUACUCACUGGAGCUCAACGCAGUCAUGCAAAGGAUGCUGGAGAAAACCCCUUCAUACAGACUGUCUGCUGCAGAGGCUCUGAAGACAAAAUACAUAGAGGACAGUAUGCAGAACAUAAAACACAAGUACUGCCGUCUGACACUGACAGACAAGACAUCAGGGGGAGAAAAAGACGCAGCACAGCUGUUGAAAGCAAUGCAGAGGAAGGUGCACCUGCAGACGUUGCUGGAGAGGUCAGAGGUUGACAGAAUGACUCCCAGGGAGAGGAUGAGGCUGAGGAAGCUACAGGCUGCCGACGACAAGGCCAGAAGGCUUAGGAGACUUGCAGAGGAGAAAUACCAGGAAAACCGGACCAGAAUGCAGGAGCUGAGAAGCCGUCACUUUGAAAAAGUCAGUUUGGACGUCUUUAAUGAGAGCGCAGGGGAUGUUACCCAUCAGACAGCACCAGUUACAGCCCAGGACUACCAGUCACUGGGUUACGUACAGCAAACGGGACGACAGCCACAGAUGGACAGGAUGUGCAUGUCUGAGCCAGCGGGAUAUGAGAUCCCAGAGGAUCCUCAGACUGCAGAGGAGUACUAUUACCAGGAUGGAUUUGAGUCCUGCACUGACGAAGAGGAGGAGGAGAAAGAGAAAAGGGACACCCUGACAAUGGACACGAUUUGUCACACCGAUGCACAGGACAGUGACAUGGAAGCCAUGAUGAGGCACAUGGAGCAGGUUUUGGAAGGCGAGUUUAGCGUGUCUGAUGCAGUGUCCGCUAAGGACCAAAGACAACCCGUUGUGCCAGCGGUAACCAACAGCACCAUGAUGGAAACCAGGAUUCAACGCAUGAAAGAGUCAGUGUCGCAUCGUCUUGGUACAGUCGUUUUCCAGAGGGUUUAUGACUACCUGAAAACUGCCAGGGAGAGGCAGGAGGAUGAGGGGAGCAUCAGAAAGGCCCUUGGUGAAUUGGUGGAGAGGCCCGGUGAUGCCUUUGAGGUGGACCAACUGCUGUACUACGAGGAGCAGCUCCAGGGAGGCAGGGAGAGCAGGGUGAAAGACUCGGAUGACACUGAGUAACCUGCCACCCUGUCAUAUUGCAUGUGUCCAAGCCUUACAGGAGGAGAACGUCAUGUUGCUCAAUAGAUCAACAAAGAUCAACUGCAUUCACUUCAAGACAUGUUUUUCUGUUUGUUUUUCCUUUCAUUUCCAUGUAGAAGAAAAAGCAAUGGUCAAUUAUCUUAUAAAUCAAGGGUGGAAUCUGAGAAGCAGGUUAACUAAUUACAUUAGUAGCUCUUCUAGCACUUUAUAUUUAAUCUAUAUUGAAAGCUGGUGCAUGCAUUCCUUUCAGUAAGACACUCUGCUCAGGACCCUGCAGCUUGAUGUUGGUAACCGCCCAGUUUUAGAGAUACUGGUGUAAUGGCAAAGAAGGCAUUAAUGCACUGAGGUCAAGGAGAUUGUACCAAGAAUUUAAAUAAACCUAACAUACAAUCGUUUGAUUAUUUUUAUUAUAUAUGUUCUACAAGUCUUUUCCAUCACUUCCUUAGAAUUCAAAUGUUACACAAUACGCAAGAUAUAUGAAAUCCUUGGUGGAUUCUAGUGCAGAGACGUUUCAGUCUUGUCUGAUUGUCUCAGUAAAUGGAGCUUGAAAUGAUACAGUUUGAUAUUAGAGAUCUCAUAUUUGUGGGAGUGAGAUGAGAGGGACCUUUGAUGAAAGAGCCUUUGGAGAGGUGUGAGGAGCAAGGUAAUAUGAAGGAAAUUCAUAAAUAAUACUUUUCUUUGCUCUCCCUUUAUGUUGGUUAUUCAUCAGGCGGCUUCAAAUGGCAUGUGCCAGGUUUACUAAGUUUGUAAUUGCAUGUUUUUCUGUGAUUUCAAAUUCUCACCUUGUGCAAAUGCUUCGUGAAUCUAGUACAGUGUGUUAACCUGCCUCUCAGCUGUUGGAUUCCAUAUUAACAUUUGGCCUAUAAUACUGCUUUUACAAAAUAAUUGUAGUAUGUUUCCUGUAAAAACAGACCCGUAUUUGGCAGGUUGGCUAUUAUUCAUGCCAGUGGAAAACUGACAAACUGGGAGGGGUGAGGGUGUUGAAAAAACAUGGAGGUUGUUUGCAGUUCAAAUUAGGGAGGUGUUAAACAAUGGUGUUGUAUAGUGUAAACACGUGAAAUUAUUAAUUGUCACACGUUACCUGACUGAAGUUACGAGCCUGUGUUUCUGAUCACUGUCCGAAUUUAAGUUCCUUCUUUCCUCGUGUAUCUUAUCAUUCAGUGUCUGGAUCCUGUUCCUAUAUAACAUUCUUUUUUUUUAUUUUCCUGUUUUGUUUGGUGAUGUUUUAGU